This is a messenger RNA of Chelonus insularis, 1190 nucleotides long. RefSeq lists its product as uncharacterized. The transcript has a single exon. The record is from RefSeq and is a predicted model, not a curated record. NCBI's taxonomy places the organism in Eukaryota, Metazoa, Arthropoda, Insecta, Hymenoptera, Braconidae. The coding region runs from base 63 to 656 and encodes 197 amino acids.
UGUUUCAAUUAAGUACUAAAUGUUUGACUUUGAACAGUUGAUUAUUAUUUCGAGAAAUUUCCAUGGAUAUUGUUAUUAUGGAUUUCUGGAUAUACUCGUAUCCACCUUAUAAUUAUCGAAUGAAAGAAGUAUGUUUAAUCAUUUUAAAGCCUGACUCCUCAACCCCUGAGCUCAUUAUUCAUGGAGUUUUUCGACCUCCAUGCGAUUCUGAGUCUUUACCAGAGUAUAAUAAAUAUGUUUAUGGAAUUAAAUAUGCUUUGUAUGGUAUUCCAUGGGAUCGAGGUCAUCUCAAUGUUGAAGAACAGUCUAAUUUCUUAAUAACACAGCUACAGAAUGCUGAUAAAAUUUUUGUUAAAAGUCGAAGACACAAAGAUGAGUUGUGCCAGGUGAUUGGACAUUUCAAACAGGAAUAUAUUAUUUGUUUGACUGAUGUUGAUAAUUUUGAGGAUAAAGUUAUUACAAAAACCAGUUGCAUUUAUCAUAAUUUUCCUCGCGAAAAUUACUGUGUUAUAGAUAAUGCAAAAUACAUGAGAGAUUGGUUGCUCAAUUUUUCAAAUUAUUAUUUGAUAUCUAAACGUAAGCAUGAGUCUGAUGAUGAUAAUGGCAACGAACGUCCAUUGAAAAUGAUCAAACUUGAUGGAUCAAACAAUAAUUAGAAAAAUGAAAGUUUGAUAAUGAUUUAUAUUAUUUCAAAGAUAAAUCCUAAAUAUUUCUAGAGAUUUCUAGAAAAGCUAAAAAUUGACGAAAUUCUUGGGAUGAAAAAUAGCAAAUAUUUUCACUAGGGUGAAUUAACUUAUGAGGUACUUAUUUCUGUAUUUACGAACAAUUUUCAUAUUUGUGCUAUUUAUUCCCCCCUAAAUGACACUAAUGAAGACAAUUUAUCAGACUCUUUUCACAAUAUAACUCUGAUUUUAUUUAUAUAUGUUCUCGAGGGAUAAAUUUGAGAGUCAGUAUUGUCAACUUCUCUAUUCGUGCUCUAUCGCUCUCAUUAGUAAGCCUCAGUAUAACAAACAAGACUUGUCUGAGUAGGCAGAGUGUGGCUUCCAAAUUUAGAAAUUAUGCUAAUCACCUCGCUGUCAUUACUGAAAGCCACAUUGAGGGUUUCUUGCAAAUUUAACCCUAAGCCUUUUAAAAAUUCAUCGUUAACAUUAUUUUAUUUAUUCAUUCGCACUUAAAUGUCAUUCUUUUUU